Messenger RNA from Colletotrichum godetiae, 3236 nucleotides. Its product is annotated as Hydantoinase B/oxoprolinase-domain-containing protein. Gene Ontology annotation, cellular component: cytosol. The record is from RefSeq and is a predicted model, not a curated record. Gene Ontology annotation, molecular function: 5-oxoprolinase (ATP-hydrolyzing) activity. The transcript has a single exon. Gene Ontology annotation, biological process: glutathione metabolic process. NCBI's taxonomy places the organism in Eukaryota, Fungi, Ascomycota, Sordariomycetes, Glomerellales, Glomerellaceae. The coding region runs from base 10 to 3171 and encodes 1053 amino acids.
GUAGACUUUAUGUGCUCCGACGGCGGCCUCAAAGCGGCCUCCCGCUUCCGCGGCAACGAGGCGCUCCUGAGUGGUCCAGCAGGCGGCGUAGUCGGCAUCGCGCGGUCCUGCCAUGACCCGCAGGACGGCACGCCCGUUAUCGGCCUCGACAUGGGCGGUACCAGCACGGAUGUCUCGCGGUACGACGGGAAGUAUGACUACCUCACCGACACCUCCAUCGCGGGCCGCACAAUCACCGCGCCUAUGCUCAACAUCGCCACCGUAGCGGCAGGCGGCGGAUCGAUCCUCUUUGCGCGUAACGGUCUCUUAGCUGUAGGACCCGAGAGCGCGGGCGCGCACCCGGGACCAGCAUGUUACCGCAAGAACGGGCCCCUCACUGUCACGGACGCGAAUCUCUUCCUCGGGCGUCUCGUCCCGUCUUCCUUCCCUUCCAUCUUUGGACCGUCAGCCUCUGAACCACUUGAUACUGCCGUCGUCGAAGAGAAAUUCAGACAAAUUACGCGAGAGUUCAACCAACAGACGCACCAGGCCCUCCAACCGCACGACGUAGCCCUAGGCUUCCUAGAUGUUGCAAACGAAACAAUGGCACGCCCGAUCCGCAACGCAACCGAAGCCCGCGGCUUCGCCCCCGAAAACCACAACCUCGUCUCCUUUGGCGGCGCGGGCGGCCAGCACGCCUGCGAGAUUGCAGAUAAACUAGGCAUCCGCCGCAUCCUGAUCCACAAGUUCUCCUCAUUGCUUUCGGCGUACGGCAUCGCGCAAGCAGAGCUACAAAGUGAGACCCUCGAGCCGUACGGCGCCAAAUUCAGCCACAGCGAGGAUGCUGCGCAAGAGGCUGUGACAUUUCAUGUCACGGACCGUCUCGCCGCACUGAGGGGAAAGGUGACACAAGAGCUAGUCUCCCAGGGCGCGGAUGAGGCUUCGCUGGUUUUUGAUGAGAGUCUUGUACUGCGAUACUUUGGCACCGAUACGAAUCUUACAAUCUCCCGCCCCGAGGACGGUGAUUAUGCCGCCAGCUUCAGGGCUACGCACCUCCGCGAGUUUGCCUUCUCCAUGGAUAGAGAUAUCGUCAUUGAGUCGAUCAAGGUCCGUGGGACGGGCAGUGCGGCGGGUAGCGCGUUCGGAAUACGGGAGACGUCUCCGGUCAAGGAGCUCGCGGACAGGAGGAGCCGCGGUGGCGGAGAUGUAGCUGUCGUCCCGGAGCCGAGCGUGAAGCAGAGGGUUUAUAUCGACGGCGGGUGGUGUGAUACGGGCGUGUAUCGUCUGGAUGAAGUCCCCAAGGGCGUUGUGAUCAAGGGCCCUGCUCUACUCAUCGACCAGACGCAGACAAUCUUCGUGUCCCCGACAUUCAGCGCCUACAUCCUUUCCUCCCACGUCCUCCUCGAGAAGCAAGCACCAGCCACGGCUUCAUCACCGUCACCGCUCCCCACCUCUACAACACAAAACCGAACCCCCCAGCCCGACGCACCAGAAACCACAGACCCAAUCCUCCUCUCUGUCUUCGCCCACCGCUUCAUGGCCAUAGCAGAACAGAUGGGCACCACCCUCCAACGCACCGCAAUUUCCACCUCCAUCAAAGAACGUCUCGACUUCUCCUGCGCAAUCUUCUCCCCCGAGGGCAAACUCGUCGCCAACGCGCCCCAUAUCCCAAUCCACCUCGGCUCCAUGCAAUUCGCCAUCCAAGAACAACACCGCCACUGGAAGGGACGCCUCCAACCCGGCGACGUGCUCUUAACGAAUCAUCCGCAGUGGGGCGGGACGCAUCUCCCGGAUUUGACCGUCGUUACGCCCGUCUUUGUCGACACCGGGUCCGGGUCCCCCUCCGAUCCGGAAGAUGGCGACAACACCAACACCCAAGAAAUCGCCUUCUACGUCGCCUCCCGCGGUCAUCACACAGACAUAGGCGGCAAAGGAAUCACCUCAAUGAUGCCCGAAUCCCGGCAACUCUGGGAAGAAGGCCUCAACGUACCCACCCUCAAAAUCGUCUCCCGCGGGAAAUUCCUCGAAUCCCAAGUCAUCGCCGCCUUUGAGAAAGCAGGUUCCUUGCCAGGCUGCUCCACCUCCCGCCGUCUCGCAGAUAACAUCUCUGACUUGAAAGCCCAAACCUCGGCAAACCAGCGCGGCAUCCUCCUCUUGCAGAAACUCUGCGCCGAGCAAGGCAUCGGGAAGAAGGGCGUGGCAGUGGUACACAAGUACAUGUCCGCGAUCCAAGACAACGCAGAAGCUGCGGUCCGUAGCUACUUCAAAUCCCUAGCCGCUGACCAUCCGGCCGGUCUAUCCGCAACAGACCACCUAGACGACGGCACCCCUCUCCACGUGAAAAUCACAAUAUCCCACGACACCGGCACAGCAACCUACGACUUCUCCCUUUCCGGCCCUCAAAUCUGGGGAAACUACAACUGCCCCAUCUCCAUCACCCACUCGGCGAUAAUCUACACCAUCCGAAGCCUAGUAGGUCUCGACAUACCCCUAAACCAAGGCUGCCUCAACCCUGUGAACAUCAUCCUCCCACCCGUCGGCUCCGUCCUGAAUCCCGGUGCGGGCGUAGCGAUAUGCGGAAGCACCCUCGCCUCCCAACGCGUCAUCGACGUCAUCCUCCGCGCGUUCGGGACACACGGCGCAAGCCAGGGGUGCGCGAAUAGUUUCGGCUGGGGCAUGGGCGGACGAGACCCGGAGACUGGGAUGGUUGUCAAGGGGUGGAAUUACGGGGAGAGUAUCGGCGGCGGCGUGGGUGCGGGAGAUGGGUAUGAGGGUGAGCAUUCGACGCACGUGCAUUCUACGAAUACCCGCCAGACAGACGCGGAGGUCAUUGAGAAGCGCACGGCCGUGCUCGUCAAGUCCUACGGUAUCCGCAAGGGAAGCGGUGGUGUCGGGAAUCAUCGUGGAGGUGACGGUAUCACGCGUGAGAUACAGGCGCGUAUUCCGCUCAAGUUUAGUAUCCUCUCGGAUCGGAGGGUGUAUCGACCGUGGGGCAUGGCUGGCGGCGGGCCGGGGCAAAUGGGGGAGAAUUAUGCAUUCUUGUUCAACGAGGAGGGAGGCAUGGAGAAGAUUAAUCUUGGCGGGAAGGCGAUUAUCAACCUGAAGGAGGGCGAGUAUAUCCAGGUCAAUACCCCUGGCGGUGGAGGGUAUGGCGGCGAGGAAGUAGAGGAUAGACAUCGGGGGUAUGUAUGAGAUGAGAGAUGCACCAUGAAAGACCAAAGAGAUGGAUCAAUAAAGCUUGCAGCAGAUCAUCACCA